AUGCUGGACGGCUUUGAGAUACUGACGACUUCAGGAGUGGUCCUGUGGUCAAAGUCUUAUGUCCCGGUGAGCAGCAGCAUUAUUAAUGGCUUCAUCAAGGAUGUCUUCAUCGAGGAGAAAGUCCUGCCAGGCGCAAGUGUUGCAGACGAUACCUCGGCAACACAGAACCCUUCAUAUAAGAGAGACCAGUAUACACUAAAAUGGGCGAGCGUCAAGGAUCUAGGGCUCAUCUUUGUGGCUGUUUACCAAUCCUUGUUACACCUCUCGUGGAUAGACAAGCUCUUGGACAACAUACGCAUCAUCUUCAUCGAUCUGUACAAGGAUCAGUUGAAGAAGCCCCAUACGAGCGUUGUGGAAUGUGACUUCGACGGCUACUUUGACCAGCAAGUCACCGAGCUGGAAAGUGCAGCAGAAAAGAACCCUCAACGAGUAGCGCAAGGCGCAUUGGAGGAGCUCACUCCAGCUUCAAGCUCUGAGAAUGGGCACGACAGGCCUCCGCCACCGUUACCGGGAUUAGCACCAGGAUAUUUGAAAAAGCAACAAAACAACGGCGACUCGACAGAUGUAUCACCAAUAGGUACACCGGAUACGUCCAGGCCUUCUACGCCUGCAGUUCAUUUAUUAGCAGGAAAGUCUGGACCUAAAGGGGGUUCCCGGAGGGCAAGAAAAGCUGUGACAACUCCUGCAAACGUAUCUUCGGGGGAUGAAAGGAAAGCGAAGCCAAAGAAAGAUAGCGGGAAAAAGAUGCGGAAGUGGGAUGCCGACGGCCUGGUAGACGAAGAAGAUGGAGCGGCUUUAGAUUAUUCCGCCCAGUCGCCCCAGGAGAACGGCGCAGCGAAGAGCGAAUACUUCGCUGGGGUAGACUCGAUUGACUCGCAGUCGUUCGGCACAAGGACCGGAAAAGGACAAUUCGUUCUCAAGGACCUGGACAGUGAGGUGCACUCAAUAUUAGAAGGAGCGAGUGAGAAGAGAGCACAACCCUCCCAAUCGAAGAGCGGAGUUGUAAGCUCGAGUCUCGGUGCAAUAAGUGGACUCUUCCGAAACGUUAUUGGAGGCAAGGUCUUGACCAAAGAGGAUUUGGCCAAGCCGAUGAGAGGGAUGGAGGAGCAUCUUUUGAACAAGAACGUUGCAAGAGAAGCAGCAGUACGGUUGUGCGAAGGCGUUGAGAGAGAACUCAUCGGUGUGAAGACUGGGAGCUUCGAAAGCGUCGAAACAACAAUUCGUUCCGCAAUGGAAUCCUCUCUCCGCAAAAUUCUUACCCCCACAACGUCCCUCGACAUUUUACGCUCCAUAUCAUCCGUUACCAGUCCUUCACAGUUGAACCCCCUAUCACCUAAACCACGUCCUUAUGUUAUCUCUAUCGUCGGUGUCAACGGCGUCGGCAAAUCCACUAACCUCUCCAAGUUAGCCUUCUUUCUCCUUCAGAACAAAUUCAAACUCCUCAUUGCCGCUUGCGAUACUUUCCGAUCCGGCGCUGUUGAACAGCUUCGUGUUCAUGCGAGGAAUCUCAAAGAACUGGCCGAGCGGGAGAACCUCGGGAAAGUAGAGCUCUAUGAAAAGGGUUAUGGUAAAGACGCAGCGAACAUCGCCAAAGACGCGGUAGCCUACGGUGCACAGGAGCACUUCGAUGUCGUACUUAUCGACACUGCUGGACGACGGCAUAACGACACCCGCCUAAUGUCGAAUCUGGAGAAAUUUGGCAAUUUCGCGAAUCCAGAUAAGAUCCUCAUGGUAGGUGAAGCCCUGGUUGGCAGCGAUUCUGUUGGCCAAGCGCGAAGUUUCAAUGCUGCGUUUGGGAGCAAAAGAAAGCUGGAUGGCUUCAUCAUCUCGAAGUGUGAUACGGUGGGUGAUAUGGUGGGGACUUUGGUCAGCAUGGUGCAUGCGACCGGCAUUCCGGUUGUAUUCUUAGGCGUGGGUCAGCAUUAUGGGGACCUCCGCACUUUGUCCGUCACAUGGGCCGUAGGGUUGUUGAUGAGUUGA
This is a messenger RNA of Letharia lupina, 1980 nucleotides long. RefSeq lists its product as uncharacterized. Gene Ontology annotation, biological process: SRP-dependent cotranslational protein targeting to membrane. The transcript has 4 exons. The record is from RefSeq and is a predicted model, not a curated record. The coding region runs from base 1 to 1980 and encodes 659 amino acids. Gene Ontology annotation, cellular component: endoplasmic reticulum membrane; signal recognition particle receptor complex. Gene Ontology annotation, molecular function: GTP binding; signal recognition particle binding; ATP hydrolysis activity. Lineage: Eukaryota; Fungi; Ascomycota; Lecanoromycetes; Lecanorales; Parmeliaceae.